AUGGUUGAAGAACAAAAACAAAAACAACAACGUUUUCGAGAAACGAUUCAAAGACAACGCGAGAAACUUCCGAUUUACGCGUCCAAAGAUGAACUCGUCGCGCACAUCGAACAGAACGAGACGGUUAUUAUUCUCGGCGAAACCGGGUCCGGGAAGACGACGCAAAUACCGCAGUUUGUGUACGAACGGAUGAUGACGAUGAAAAAGGAGAAUAAGAACAACAACACGGAAUUUGAGUCAAAUUUUCCUCCUAGAAAAGAAAAAGGAACGAUGGUUGCCGUGACGCAACCGAGACGGGUCGCCGCAGUAUCCGUGGCGAAACGAGUGAGUCAAGAAAUAGGCGACGGAGGGAAGUUGGGCGAUUUGGUCGGGUACGGCAUUCGUUUCGACGACUGUUCGAGCGAGCAAACGAGGAUCAAAUUUUUCACGGACGGGAUGUUAUUAAGAGAGGCGUUGAAUGAUCCACUCUUGUCGAGAUAUGGGGCAAUUUUAGUCGACGAGGCGCACGAGAGAACGUUGCAGACGGAUUUCUUGUUAGGAACGCUGAAAGCGAUUCAAGAAAAACGGAGGAUGAAUAUACUCGAGAAAGACGACGACAACGAUAACAACAACAACAACAACAAAAGAAAGAAAAGAAAGAAGAGACCACCUCCACCUCCGCUGAAGCUGAUAAUUAUGUCCGCAACGCUCGACGCGUCUUCGUUCUCUGAUUUCUUUGAUGCGUGUCCAAUCAUAUACAUCAAAGGCAGAACGUUCCCGGUGGAAACGUAUUAUUUGAAGGAACCUGAGGAAGACUACAUCGAUGCCGCGUUGUGUUCGGUGAUGCAAAUAAAUGAGGACGAAAAAGAUAUCAAAGGUGAUGUUCUCGUCUUUCUCACCGGACAAGAGGAAAUUGAAAGUUUAGGGAAACUGCUCACCCAAAGAGGGAAGGAUACGUAUCCGCAACUCAACGUCGUUCUUCUCUUCGCAGCUAUGCCUGCGGAGGAACAGAUGAAAGUCUUCGAAGAAACACCCAAAGGUACGCGUAAAAUUGUUUUAGCGACGAAUAUCGCGGAAACUUCGCUCACAAUUCCCGGCAUUCGAUACGUCGUUGAUACUGGUUUGACGAAAAUGCGCACUUUCAAAGCGAAAUCUGGCGUAGAAGAGCUGAAAGUUGUCCCAAUUGCGCGUUCGCAAGCGACCCAGAGGUGCGGCAGAGCCGGAAGAGAAGCGCCUGGGAAGUGCUAUCGGCUGUAUACGGAAGAUACGAUGUUUUCGUUGGCUGAACAGGUUGUCCCAGAACUCCUUCGAACGAACUUAGCUGGUGUCGUUUUGAUGCUCAAAGCCAUGGGAGUAAACGACGUGUUGACUUUUCCUUUCAUCGACAAACCGAGCACGGAAGGCUUGUUGAGAAGUUUAGAACUUCUGUAUUCACUCGGCGCGUUGGAUGACAAAGGUGAGUUGAAUAAGAUAGGAAGACAAAUGAGCAAGUUUCCGUUAGAACCGAUGGCGUGUAAAUGCAUCAUCGAGAGUCGAAAUCAAAAGUGCACAGAGGAGAUUGUCGCAAUUUUAGCCAUGUUGAGCACGGAAAAUGUGUUUGUGGGGAGAACUAUUCAAGUGGCGAAGCACAAGACGGGAGACCACAUGACGCUAUUGAAUUUAUACGCGGAUUAUUCAAAAGUCUCUCGAAAUGGGAAGAAAAAAUGGUGUAAUAGCCACGGAGUUUCGUUUCGAGCAAUGAAUAAAGCGGAGAAGAUCAAAGAGCAGUUGAGUCGAAGCAUAGGGCACAUCGAAGAUUGGGACGAGGAUGAGGAGAAGGACGAAGAACGAGAAGGCGAAGAGAAAGAAGAAAAGCAGGAAAAAGAAAACAAGUCUGUGCGAAUACGCAAAGCACUCACGGCUGGUUUCUUCAUGAAUGCGGCAAAAAAGGAGUCAAUUUCCGAUGGCAGUGGCGGCGGCAGUAACAGUAUGUUUGUGACUCUGAUUGGCGGGAACAGACUUUUCGUGCACCCAAGUUCGACCACGUUUCACAAGUUUUCUUCGAGAGAGACAGCCAAAGAAGCGGUUGGGAUCUCUUCCUCCUACAUCAUCUUCAACGAGUUGAUACGAACGAAUAAAUUGUACGCGAGAGACGUUUCAGUCAUAGAAGGCGAGUGGCUGACUGAAUUUGGUUCACGAGUGUUCGGUACUCAACGAUAG
Molecule: messenger RNA, 2178 nt
Organism: Bathycoccus prasinos
Lineage: Eukaryota; Viridiplantae; Chlorophyta; Mamiellophyceae; Mamiellales; Bathycoccaceae
Exons: 1
Coding region: 1-2178 (725 amino acids)
Biological process (GO): positive regulation of transcription by RNA polymerase I
Cellular component (GO): nucleolus; intracellular anatomical structure
Molecular function (GO): RNA binding; ATP binding
Source: RefSeq, a predicted model, not a curated record